Homarus americanus (American lobster) is the source of this 2990-nucleotide messenger RNA. RefSeq names its product H/ACA ribonucleoprotein complex subunit 4-like (gene Nop60B). Bases 215 to 1969 code for a protein of 584 amino acids. The record is from RefSeq and is a predicted model, not a curated record. Gene Ontology annotation, biological process: snRNA pseudouridine synthesis; box H/ACA sno(s)RNA 3'-end processing; rRNA pseudouridine synthesis. Lineage: Eukaryota; Metazoa; Arthropoda; Malacostraca; Decapoda; Nephropidae. The transcript has 12 exons. Gene Ontology annotation, cellular component: box H/ACA snoRNP complex. Gene Ontology annotation, molecular function: pseudouridine synthase activity; RNA binding.
ACGUGCUCGUCAACAAACAACAUGGCUGAAAACGGUGUGGCUUCUCUCUCAGUAAUUUCCUAAUGCUGCUGCUCUCAGCGACUAAUACAGUACUUUCUAUGCAUGGUAGAAGUAUAUUAGUGUUGUAAGUGGUCAGUGUUGGUGUAGAAACGGUGUAAGCGCUACAAAAUCCCAGGAAAUUUAGAAGGAACUUCGAGUAGGUGUCCUAGAAAAAAUGGAGAAAUUAAAGAGUGAAAAAAUGGAGAACAUAAAGAGUGAAAAAAUGGAGAAAAUGAAGAUUGAAAAAAUGGAGAACAUAAAGAGUGAAAAAAUGGAGAAAAUAAAGAGUGAAAAAAUGGAGAAAAUAAAGAGUGAAAAAAUGGAGAAAAUGAAGAUUGAAAAAAUGGAGAAAAUAAAGAGUGAAGAAAAGCCGAAAAUACUACUUGGGGAAAUCCACCAGCAAACUUCAUUUAAGAUUGAACCAUCAGAUGUCCCACCAAAAGCCAUUGACACUUCUGAGUGGCCCCUGUUGUUGAAGAAUUUUGACAAGCUAAAUGUACGCUCCAACCAUUACACUCCACUGCCCUAUGGCUGCUCACCUCUAAAGCGAGAUAUUGGUGAAUAUGUGAAAGCAGGUUUUAUUAACUUGGAUAAGCCUUCCAAUCCAUCCUCACAUGAAGUUGUAGCCUGGAUAAAGCGCAUUCUACACUUGCGUAAAACUGGACACUCUGGAACCUUGGACCCUAGAGUUACAGGAUGUUUGAUUGUUUGUUUGGAGAGAACCACACGGCUAGUCAAAUCUCAACAGGGGGCUGGUAAAGAAUAUGUGUGCAUCUUCCGUCUUCAUGAGAAUUUAGAAAAUGACCUAAAAGUGAGACAGACUUUGGAUAAACUAAAAGGGGCACAGUUCCAGAGACCACCACUAAUCUCUGCCGUCAAGAGACAGCUCCGUAUUCGUACCGUGUACGAAAACAAACUCAUCGAAUAUGAUCCUGAAAGGAAUAUGGGUAUUUUUUGGGUGAGUUGUGAAGCUGGUACUUAUAUUCGUACAAUGUGUGUGCAUAUGGGCCUCCAUCUGGGUACAGGAGGACAUAUGCAGGAACUCCGGAGAGUACGUUCAGGAAUACAGGGAGAGAUGGAUGCAAUGGUAACGAUGCACGAUGUUCUGGAUGCUCAAUGGCUUUAUGAGAAUCAUAAAGAUGAAACGUACCUGCGACGUAUUAUUAAGCCCAUGGAAGCCAUGUUAGUUGGCCACAAGAAAAUCAUAAUGAAGGAUUCUGCUGUUAACGCUGUCUGUUAUGGUGCCAAGGUUAUGUUACCGGGUGUACUGCGUUAUGAGAAUGGCAUAGAGAUAAAUGAAGAAAUUGUUGUCUGCACCUCAAAAGGAGAGGCCAUCUGUAUUGCUACGGCAGCGAUGACUACGUCUACCAUGUCAUCGUGUGAUCAUGGCAUUGUAGCCAAGAUUAAGAGGGUCAUUAUGGAGAGAGAUACUUACCCCCGCAAAUGGGGUUUAGGUCCAAAGGCUAGCAUAAAGAAAUUUAUGAUAAAGGAUGGAACAUUGGAUAAGUAUGGCAAGCCUAAUGAGAAUACUCCAGCAGCCUGGUUGAAAAACUAUGUUGACUACACUCUUGUAGGAGGUAUUAAGAAAGAAGAAGUGAGCACCUCAGAAGUCAAAAUUAAAACAGAGCUUCCCUUUGAUACAGUUGAGCCUAAACCUGAAUCCUCCCCCAAGAAACGUAAGUUGAGUGAAUCUGAAGGUCUUGAUGCUGAGGCAGAUGAGAAAAAGUUCGAUGUCUCAGCUGGCGACAACUCAGAGAAAAAGAAGAAGAAGAAGAGGAAGAAACAUCAAGACAUAAAGGAGGAAGUGAACAUAAAGGAGGAAGUGAAAGUGGAGAUUCAGGAGCAGACAAAAUCAGAAGAGACUGGAGAAAAGAAGAAGAAAAAGAAGAAGAAGAAGAAGGAGAGAGAAGAUAAGGAUGCUUCAGAUUAAGAAAUGGAGAUCAGUAGUAUUGUUAACAUUAAUUACAAUGACUGAGAGAUGCAGUGGAUGUUGUGUUUGUGGUGCUUGAAGUUCUCCAAAACAAGACUUCUUACACCUAUGAGAAUAUCGCUUGUGCUUUUUUAGCUGUGGGGCUAUUGUUGAAUCAUCCGAGAAGUGUCUAAGUCAUUGUGAGCCUGAAUGUAUAAACUCGCUUCCAACUUAAUCGUCACAGUCAUAUGCUCAACUCAUAAAUUGCCUUGGGUAAUUGAAUUUCUCUAAUGGUCAGGAAAUAGUUUAUUUUCAAUUUAUACUUCAUAAAAUCUUGACUUAAAAUAUGCGCUGAAUUUGUUUGUUUUUUUACCGAUGUAUUUUAAUACUACAGUAUAUGGAUUCUUGGUUGUGAUCUAAGUGAGAAUUUGUAAGCAUCAUCCAUCUGUCUUCAUAAACCUGAUGCCAUAUUUUAUAAUAGGUAUAUAAAAAGGUAAACCUAUUCAGAGCUACUGUAGAUGAAAGUGUAUAUUGCACUGUUAAGGUCAUUUAAUGGGCAAGACUUUUAUCAUGAUCAUGGCCCUUACAGCAAAGCAUUUAGAGACUUGGAUGCAUUAUUUGGCAUUUUGUGCCAAUGUGUGUGUGUGUGUGUGUACAUAUGUUUGUUGUUGAUGUAUGUGUGUUUACAGAGUAGCUCACUGGGUUUCUUUUGAAAAAAUCUCCGUCUUGGGAUUUUGUUAGAUUGUCUCUUAUUGAAAGUUUCCUACAUUCUCUUAUUCACAGUGUCUUUGGACUGUUCACCUUUUUUUUUUGCUGCAGGAAUAGAUUGCCAAGAUGCAUUUCUUAUGAUCAGCAUAUCUUUGAUGUGACUUGUUGUUUUUAAGAAUUUUGCAUGGAGAAUUUUUUAUACAAAUGGAAUUUCUCACAGCUACACUUAAGAGUUAAGUAAUUUAAUUAUUUUUAUCAGAAGAUUUCUUAAUAAGUUCCUCUUAAAAGUUACCAUAUAUACUCGUGUGUAGUUCGAGUUUUUAAGACCAAAUUU